UCUUGGUUACUUUUAGAAACAACAUGGAGGAGGAGGGUGUGGGAGGAGAGGAUAGGAUCCACAGGUUGCCUGAACACCUAAUUCAUCACAUUCUCUCUUUGCUUCCUACCAAAUGUGUUGUUUCAACAACAAUUUUGUCUAAAGAAUGGAGGAAUCUCUGGAUAUCUCUUCAUGUGCUUGAUUUUCGCGAAUGGAAGUCUCCUGAUACAGAAGAAACACAAUCUUCUACCAGGAGCUUCAUGGAUUUCGUGGAUAAGAUAUUGGUUCUUCGUAAGAAAUUCUGUAUCACCUGUCACGGUAAGUACUUUGAUGACCAGCGGAUAAAGGCUUGGAUUACUAUGGCCGUUAAGUGUGGAGUUGAAGAGCUCAUCGUCAGUAGGGACGCUGAAGGAGCGGAUAUUAUCCCUGUCGACCUUUACACUUGUGAAUCACCGACUUUGUUAGACAUUGAUCUUUAUGGUGGCGGAUACCAAAAUCAUGAUUGAUGCACCAAAUCUAAUGUCCAUCACAAUCAAUGAUGGUAUAUCACAACAUUUAGUGGUGGAGAGCUUUCCGUCACUAGUGGAUGCAGAUAUAUGCCACAUGUAUGCUAAGCCAGGUGUCCCGAUUGAUGUUAUCAGCUGAUAUAUUUGAGGUAUGGUUGCGUAUUUUGGGAGUUACCUUUAUUGGCUGAUUAUUUUUUUCUAGCAAGUUGGGGUAAGUU
Molecule: messenger RNA, 703 nt
Organism: Papaver somniferum (opium poppy)
Lineage: Eukaryota; Viridiplantae; Streptophyta; Magnoliopsida; Ranunculales; Papaveraceae
Product: F-box/LRR-repeat protein At4g14103-like
Exons: 2
Coding region: 24-485 (153 amino acids)
Molecular function (GO): protein binding
Source: RefSeq, a predicted model, not a curated record